Molecule: messenger RNA, 2073 nt
Organism: Nakaseomyces glabratus
Lineage: Eukaryota; Fungi; Ascomycota; Saccharomycetes; Saccharomycetales; Saccharomycetaceae
Gene: BPL1
Product: biotin--[acetyl-CoA-carboxylase] ligase BPL1
Biological process (GO): protein modification process
Cellular component (GO): cytoplasm
Molecular function (GO): biotin--[biotin carboxyl-carrier protein] ligase activity
Source: RefSeq, a predicted model, not a curated record
AUGAAUGUUUUAGUGUAUGAGGGGCGUGGUACUACACCUGGUUCAGUCAGACAUGUUGUUGACUCAUUGAGGAUGUUCUUAGAGCCUUAUUAUGCUGUAAGUACGGUUACCUCCAAGACUUUAGAGCAGGAGCCAUGGAUGGGUAAAGCCGCAGUGUUAGUGUUUCCAGGUGGUAGAGACUUGCCCUAUGUGGCUGACUGUAAGCGAAUCAUCCCUAAGAUAAGAAACUUUGUACAAAAUUAUGGUGGUACAUACAUAGGUUUCUGUGCUGGGGGCUAUUUCGGUAGUAGUCGAGUUGAGUUUGCUAAAGGAGAUCCAAAUUUAGAGGUUGUCGGUAACAGAGACUUGAAGUUUUACCCUGGCAUUACCCGUGGACCUGUUUUUGGUAGUUUUGAAUAUAACAGUGAGCAAGGCGCCAAGGCAGUUAAAUUAGAGCUUGAAGAUGGUUCUGAGUUUUACACAUACUACAAUGGUGGUAGCUGUUUUGUUGACGCUAACAAGUACGAAAAUGUGAAAGUUUUAGCCCAUUACGGGGAUAAACCUUCGAUUCCCUUUACCGACGACCCAGCUUCAACAGCGAAGAAAGCAGCAGCUGUGGUUCUCUGUAAAAUAGGUAAGGGCCAAGCACUACUCACUGGACCUCAUCCCGAAUUUUCUCCAAAGAUUUUGGAGAGAAGUGAGGAUGAGAAACUACAGAAAGAGAUCAUUGGCAUACUUAAGGAAAACGAAGAGGCUAGAUUAAGAUUCAUGAAACACAUUCUAGCCCAAGCGGGGUUGAAGGUCAAUGACUUCCCUAAUUCUGGAAGGCCUUCGCAUCUCACACCUAUGUUACUAGGUGUUAACUCGAACAGCAAUAGCGGACUGGUUCAAGAAUUCACAAGGAACAUUGAGAACAAUAUCAAUGAUUUUAUUGUAAGUGAUGGACAUACCCAAAUUGAAUGUGAAAGUGACACAUUUAUGAUCUAUAAUGGGUAUGAUAACUUUUUUGAUGCUGCUAAAUUAUUAACAGAAUACGAAGACAUCGAAAAAUCUCCGAAAGCUAUAUUAUUUCCAGAUGAUAAUGGAACAAUUCCGCCAAGAGAGUUUUCUGGUGAUUUUGACUUUGAUGUUUACUACAAGCAUUUAAAUCCUAAUAACACCUUAGGUUCGUUAUUAUUGUAUGGAGAAAUUGUUACAUCGACAAGCACAAUUUUGAACAACAAUAAAAAAAUUCUUCAAUGUAUCCCAGAUAACUCAAUGUUACACGUUGGGUCAAUACAGUUGUCCGGAAGGGGAAGAGGAAAUAAUGUUUGGGUGAAUCCAAGAGGUGUUUGUGCCUCAACAGCUGUUCUCAAUCUUCCAACAACCUCGCCACGUACUGGUAAUCCUUUAUCAGUGGUGUUUAUUCAGUACUUAGCUAUGUUGGCGUAUUGCAAAGCUAUCCGUUCAUACGCCCCUGGAUAUGAAGACUUACCCGUUCGAAUCAAGUGGCCUAAUGAUUUGUAUGCUGUUGAUCCAAAGUAUUACUAUAAUAAUAAUUUAAAGUUUUUAAGUUCUGGUUUUUCUAAUAGGCAAAUUCCAUUAUCUGAUAUUGAACCGGCAUAUGUGAAGAUUUCUGGGUUACUUGUAAACACCAAUUUCAUUAAUGGACAGUAUUCACUGCUUGUAGGUUGUGGUCUAAAUGUCUAUAGUGAUGCUCCUACGACCUCUUUGAAGAUGUGGAUUGAUAUUUUGAACAAAGAGAGGGAAAUUGCUAGGCUAGAUCCGCUACCUCCUAUUCAGGUCGAGAAAUUGUUGGCUCUGUAUAUGAAUAAUUUACAGGUUAUUCUCGCAAAUUUUAUUGAUCACGGAGCCAAAGUCGUUUUGCCAGAAUACUACAGACUAUGGCUUCAUACUGAUCAAAUUGUCACUUUAUCAGACCAUAAUAAUGUUCGCGCAAUUGUGAAGGGUAUUACACAAGACUACGGUAUGUUAAUUGCUCACGAACUUGUAAGUGGAAGUGAUACUCAAACAACUGGAAAUGUUUAUCAUUUACAACCUGAUGGUAACUCUUUUGAUAUAUUUAGAGGCUUGAUAGCAAAGAAAGCUACUUGA